This is a messenger RNA of Dryobates pubescens (Downy woodpecker), 1583 nucleotides long. It is a transcript of the gene TSPAN4, whose product is annotated as tetraspanin 4. Gene Ontology annotation, cellular component: membrane. The record is from RefSeq and is a predicted model, not a curated record. Bases 92 to 1078 code for a protein of 328 amino acids. NCBI's taxonomy places the organism in Eukaryota, Metazoa, Chordata, Aves, Piciformes, Picidae. The transcript is spliced from 7 exons.
GGAGGGAAGAAGCCACCGAGCUUUCGCCCGCGCCGUUGACAGCCGCCGAGUGUCAGAGCAGCUCUUGCGACGGGGCCGAGCCGAAGGCACCAUGCGCAGGUCCAGCACCGAUGAGUCCACGUACCACAGGAGCCCUUCCCUGGACAGCAAGGAUUACAGUUUCCCCAAUGGCACUUUCCGGCGCUACAGCAGCAUGUACGGUGGCCAGUUUGGGGCUGCCAGCAACUCUUUUUUUGGAUUCCACACCAACCCGGGCCCUAAGGCCACCAAGGCUAAGUACACGUCCCCCAAGGGAAACAAGUACGUUGUCUUUUACCUGGAUCUCUCGUUUAUUUUUCUCCUAGAACUGAAGAGGUGCAGCAUGGCUCACAACUGCCUGCAGUGUAUCAAGUACCUAAUGUUUGUCUUCAACCUUCUCUUCUGGUUGGGAGGCUGUGGAAUCCUUGGAGUAGGCAUCUGGCUGGCUGUCACCCAAGGGAACUUUGCCACCCUGUCCUCAUCCUUCCCGUCCCUGUCAGCUGCCAACCUGCUGAUCGUCACCGGGACCUUUGUCAUGAUCAUCGGCUUCGUGGGCUGCAUAGGUGCCAUCAAAGAGAACAAGUGCCUCCUGCUGAGUUUUUUUAUCAUGCUGUUAAUUGUAUUCCUGUUGGAGCUCACCGUUGUGAUUCUGUUCUUCGUCUACACCGACAAGAUUGACAAGUACGCCCAGCGGGACCUGAAGAAAGGGCUCCACCUGUACGGCACCGAGGGCAACAUCGGCCUGACCAACGCCUGGAGCAUCAUCCAGACCGACUUCAGAUGCUGUGGAGUCUCCAACUACACCGACUGGUUUGAGGUGUACAACACCACCCGGGUGCCGGACUCCUGCUGCUUGGAAUUCAGCGAGAACUGUGGGCUCCACUCCCCAGGCACCUGGUGGAAAGCGCCUUGCUAUGAAACAGUGAAGGUCUGGCUGCAGGAAAACUUGCUAGCAGUGGGAAUCUUUGGCUUGUGCACAGCCAUGGUGCAGAUUCUGGGCCUCACCUUUGCAAUGACCAUGUACUGUCAGGUAGUCAAGGCAGACACCUACUGUGCAUAGACACCAUUCCCAACCUUCCUGCUCCUCCUCCACAGGACACAGGAGAAGUCUCCUUCACGCUCAUUCAUCUGACUCUUUAUUUCCUCCCCCCCCCCCCUUCCUCUUUGUACUAUAAACUGUGUAUAAUGCUGUAAUAACUCCUGAACAUUUUGUGAACCACCCACUUACUGAAGGAGGAAGAAAAGGAGAAGUCAGCACCUGAACUGGCAAGGGGAAGUGGCAGCCUUGUCUGUAAAGAGAAGAAAACCUCCAAGAGCUUUUCCACAGCCGGUGGUGAGGCAAAGGAGGCUGCUGAGGAGGGGCUGAGCUGCAAGCUGAUGGUGGAAGAGAGGCCCUGAGGCAGCCCCUGCUCCUGUCAGGCUGCUCCACACCCCCCCAGGGUCUGCAAGAGGGGGCAUGGGGAACACCUGUUCCUUCAGCAUGCCAGAAGGGCCAGGGCAGCAGUGCUGGAGGCAGGGGGCCUGCCCUGCAGCCUGCACACAGCUGAAGUGUCCAGCCCCAGCAG